This is a messenger RNA of Cynara cardunculus var. scolymus (artichoke), 1073 nucleotides long. Its product is annotated as arogenate dehydrogenase 1, chloroplastic-like. The transcript has 7 exons. The record is from RefSeq and is a predicted model, not a curated record. NCBI's taxonomy places the organism in Eukaryota, Viridiplantae, Streptophyta, Magnoliopsida, Asterales, Asteraceae. Bases 59 to 853 code for a protein of 264 amino acids. Gene Ontology annotation, molecular function: prephenate dehydrogenase (NADP+) activity; prephenate dehydrogenase (NAD+) activity; arogenate dehydrogenase (NADP+) activity. Gene Ontology annotation, biological process: L-tyrosine biosynthetic process.
GAUCCCUUACCUACAACCCUCCAUUGACUGGCACUAUUCAUCCCCCCUCUCCUUCCCCAUGGGUCCCUUAACAAGAACAUUGAAGAUCGGAAUUAUUGGAUUUGGUCCUUUUGCCCAGUUUCUGGCGAAGACGAUGAUCAAACAAGGCCAUCUUCUCACGGCAACUUCAAGAUCAGACCACUCCGGCCAUCAGGGCGUCAAUUUCUUCAGGGAUAUGGAAGAGUUCAUGGGAUUAGAACAUGAUGUCAUUCUCAUAUGCACAUCAAUCCUCUCUGCGUCAGAGGUAAUCAAAUCCAUUCCAUUUCAUCGCCUGAAAAAACCAACACUGUUUGCUGAUGUACUCUCUGUCAAAGAAUACCCUAGGCAACUCCUCCUCCAGGAAGUUCCUGAGGAUUCGGAUUUGGUGUGCACUCAUCCGAUGUUCGGGCCAGAAAGUGGGAGAGACGGGUGGAGAGAUCUGACGUUUAUGUACGAAAGAGUACGAGUAAGAGAUGAUGAUUUAUGCUCGUCGUUUCUUACUAUCUUCGAAUGUGAGGGAUGCAAAAUGCUCGAAAUGAGUUGCGAAGAGCAUGAUCGACUUGCUGCUGAGAGUCAGUUUCUUACUCACACCAUAGGCAGGAUUUUAUCGGAAAUGGAGAUCAUGAACACACCUAUAGACACAAAGGGAUUUGAGAAGCUUGUUCAAGUGAAAGAGACCACGAUGAGGGAUAGUUUCGAUCUCUAUAGUGGACUGUUCAUACACAAUCGGUUUGCCAAACAGCAGCUGAAGAAUUUAGAGAGUGCAGUUCAGAGAGUUAAGGGAAUACUAGAAGCAAGGAUGAACAAGGGAGAUGAACAAAAAUGCGAUCAAUAACGUACUUCAAAGAAUCUUUUGGUGAUAUAUUGUUCAUAUACAAAUUAGUUGUACGUUAUUAGCUAGUUGAAGUGAUUCUGCUUUUUAUAAUUUUCUUUAAUUUAAACUACAGCUGAACCUUUAUCUUCUGCAAGCGUAUUCAAUAGAGGUUGUUUGUUUACCUCUUAAUAGUUAUAUUAAGAGACAAUACUUGAAUCGUUAAAAGGUGAAUCUCGUUUGA